GUUUGUUUUCCUGCUGUUAGCAUGCUAACAGGCUAGCUGCGGUCGUUAGUUAACGUUAGUUCCUCUAUAAACCGGCCGUUAACGCUGAUAACGCUCCGUAAAGUGCCAGCUGUCCGCAGCAGGCAGUCCGGGUCGGACCGGGUCGGACCGGGUUCGAGCCGGGCUCGAGCCGGGCUGUGGUCAGUCUGUGGGUGUUUCUGACGGGUUAGCUCUUCCGCUGCCUCUGCGGUUUAACAGCAGGAUUAACGCUCAGCACAAGCGGAUUACGCGCGGCUUCAUGACGUCAUAAUGCGAACACGUGUCUGGAUGUUGUAAUCACGUGGUGUUUCUGUUAUUCUGUCCACCGCAGAGUUUGCUCGUGACUUGACUCCUGGACUUUUCCAGUCCUUCAGAUUCAGCAGGAGCUGUUGUCAUAGCAACAGGUCCUUAAAUCCAAACCUGCACGAGUUUCAGCCUGUAACAGUUACUGAGAGUGUAAAGCAUUAAAGCAGUGCAGCGUCCCUGUGGCUGCUGUGCUGUUAUAUAUUCUAUCAUCAGGUUAUUAUUCCUCGUGCAUUAAUGUAAAAGAUGAGGUGAGCAGCUGCAGCCAGGAAGUGAUUUACAGGAGAAACGACUUCAAACAUCAAAACAGCUGCUGAUUAAUCUUCUGUCAGUCGACUGAUCGACUCAGCUGCACUCGAAUAAACUGCUGGAGUUUCAUUUAUAACGAAACAUCAGAUUUAAUAAACUCUUCGUGUGUUUUAACAUGUAAAGUAACUAAAGCCGUCAGAUAAAUGUAGUGACGUACAAACAGUACCUGAGGAACCUGUGGUGUCUGAUGCAGCUGGGCGGCGCCCCCUGCUGGACGGAGUUACUGCAUGAGCACCUGACCGUCCAUCAGCUCUGCUCUGCGUCACUGAAGACCCCGUCGACCUGUGGGCAUGGAGGCGCGGCUGCUGAUUGGGUGGCAGCAGGAGAAGGCGGAGCUUAAACAGGAAGUGUGUCGUCUGCAGGAGGAGCUGGCAGAGAGUCGAGCAGAGAGAGAGGAGCUGGAGUCCAGGAGCAGAGCUCUCAAUGACAGGCUGUGCCAGUCAGUGUCUCCCUCGCUCGCCCUCUCGCUGCGAGUGGAGGGUGAGCAGAGGGAGUGGAGGAGGAGGGUGAGGGAGGGGAGAGAGAGGGAGGCCAGACAAGCUCUGCUCAUCCACCGGCUGCAGAACAAGGUGCUGGAGUACAAAGAUCGAUGUCAGCAUGUGGAGCUUCAGCUGCAGGAAGAACACACAAAGCUGCUCAACACUGAGCGGACGAUCAGAGAUGAACACAGUGACUCUCUGGAGAGCGCCCUCAUCAGGCUGGAGGAGGAACAACAGAGGUCAGUCAGUCUGGCUGAUACAAACGCUCUCCUCCGGGAGCAGCUCAGCCAAUUAGAGCAGACCAACCAGGCCCUGAGGGAGGACCUCCAGAAGCUGACAUCUGAUUGGACAAGAGCUGUGGAGGAGGCGGAGCAGAAAGAGGAUGAUUGGCAGAGAGAGAGGGAGUGUCGGUCAGGUCAUGUGGGUCAGCAGCAGACCCGGCUGCUGUCAGUUUGGAGGUCUGUGGUCGCUCUGAGGCGACACUGUCACACCGUCAAAACCGCCGCCGACAGGGAUCUGUGGCAGUUGAGGGCGGAGUUUUCUCGUCUGUCCUCCUCUCUCCUCUCCAGCUGUGACUCCGUGUCCUCCUCCCUGAGGCUCAGCGCUCCUCCCAUCAAAACCUUCUCCUCUCUGCCUCCCCCUUCCUCCUCUCCUCCUCUGUCCUCCACCCUGGUCACCCCCCCUCCAGACUCCUCACCAGUUGUUCCUCCCCUCAUCUCCUCCUCCACCCUGGGCACUUUCACUUUGGGAGAGCUGGAGAACAAAGAGGAGGAGACUGAGGAGGAGGAGGAGCAGCAGAGGUGGGAGGAGAAGGAGCGAGAGAUUUCAGAGUUGAAGCUUCUUCAUGAGACACAAGUUUUACAGCUGAAUGAACGGAUUGCGGCGCUCUCUCGCCCGCUGCAGGUGGAGGCCGGUGAGAGGGAGGAGAGAGAGCGAGAGGUCGAGAGACAUAGGGCAGCAGAGAGGAGGCUGCAGUCUGUCAGUCAGGCCGUGAUCAAGCUGUCCAGAGUCCUGAGCGGCAGCGGCAGCAGUCGGUCUCUGUGCGUCUCCUCAGACAGCGUCCUCAGUCUGGAUCUGUCCUCCCUGCUGUCUGUCCUGUCUCACGCUGAGAGCGCCCUGCAGUGGAGACACGAGGAGCUGCAGGGGGCGGAGCUAUCUCUGCGGCGGCUCGGCGAGGAGAAAUCGGCCGCGCAGCUCCGACUGAAACAGCUGGAGGACGACAACCAGCGGCUGCACGCACACACGCAACACACACAGCUGGAGCUCACGCACACUCUGGACACACUGAGCAGGGAGCGUGAGGCGGCGUCCUCGCUGCAGCUGCAGUUGGAGGAGGCGCAGAGGAGGGAGGAGGAGGUGCAGAGAGAGAACGACAGGCUGAGGAGGGAGAGAGACAGACAGGAGGACAGAAACAGACAGCUGGAGACGGAAACACAGCGACGAGUUGAGACUGAAAUGUUGGAGAACGUCCAGCUGACUGAGAGAGAAACCCUCCACCGUAUGGAGAUCCACACUCUGAAGGGGGCGCUGGAGAGGCAGCAGUUGGACAGACAGAGAGCAGAAGAAGAGGCUGCUGACACCAGAGACGCCCUGCAGAAGUCCAGGGAGAGUGUGUUGCGUCUCUCGUCCUCUGAGUGUCUGUUGAAGCGGGAGGUGGAGGAGGGAAGGGACGCUCUGGACAAGAUGGCCGCCCUGACCUCGGCUCUGGCCUCAGACAAGAGAGAGCUGAACAAACAACUGCUGCAGCUCGAGUGUGAGCUGUCAGACAGCCAAUCACAGCUGCAGGCUCUGAGGUCAGAGGUCAGCUCUUUGCAGAGAGAGGUCAAAACCCUCAACCUGGACUGCAGCCAGCUCAGAGCACAGAGAGAGGCGGAGGCUGACCUCGUCCGUCAGCUGAGAGAAAGAGAGAGAGAGAUGGAGAGAAUAAUGGAGGAGAAGGAGAGACAGUUGGUCUCCCUGAUGGAGGAGAGAGAGAGGGAUGGAGGUCAGCUGAAGGAGCUGUCCUCCCAGCAUGCCUCAGUGUGCGGGGAGCUGAAGGAGGCGCAGGAGCAGCUGCGGCAGGCAGUGGAGGAGGUGAGGAGGAGAGACAGGCAGCAGGAGGAGCAGCAGAGAGAGAGCAGGAAGCUGCAGGAGGAGCAGGACAGUCUGCAGAGACGCAGGAAGCAGCUGGAGGACGAGCUGCAGGAGCUCAGGUCUCUGUCAGUGUCUCUCCACCAGCAGCUCAGUCAGCAGCAGAAGCAGCUCUCACAGUCGGAGGUGGACAGAUGUCAGCUGCACACACACAUUCACACUCUGCAGCAGGCCAAAGAGACUUUACACGGGGAGAUCGAGUGUCUGAGAGGAGAGCUGGAGAGAGCGAUGGCUGAGAGAGAAGACAAGAGGGAGAGGAGAGAGAGGAGCGAGGAGAGGGAGGCGCUGAUGGAGGACACAGAGAGGCUGACCGAGGAGGCAGAGGAGCAGAGGAGGAGGAAAGACGAAGAGGAGAAGGAGGAGAGGGAGGCCUGGCAGAGAGAGAGGGAGGCUCUGAGCGAGGAGCUGGGCACGAGGGAUGGAGAGGUGGAGGCGCUGAAGAGGCGCAUAGAGGGACUGAUGGAGGAGGAGGAGGCGAGACAAAAAGAAGUGGAGAGACUAAGGGAGGAGGUGACGGAGAAGGAGGCACAAAUCAGCCACAUGAUGGACAGAAUACGGCAGGCGGAGGGAGAGAUGGAGAGACUGGGGGAGGAGGUGAAGAGGGCGGAGGUUAAGUUUAAAGAGGAGGAGGUGAGGAGGGACGGCGAGGUCGAGGCCCUCUGCGACCGGAUGGAGAGAUUAGAAAGAGAAAAGGAGGAGAGGGAGGAGGAGAUGGAGCGACUGAGGAGUGAAGCAGAAGAGGUGGAGAGAUGGAGGAUGAGGGUGGAGGAGGUGGAGGAGGAGAUUAACAGACUGAGAAAAGAAACCUCCGUACUAGAGGAGGACAGAGAGGAGGAGAGGAGAGAGAAGGAGAGACUGCGAGACAAAAAGGAGGAGGUGGAGGGGGAACUGUUGGAGAGGCUGAAGGAGAAGGUGGGGGAGGUGGAGCUGCUGAAGGUGAGGUUGAACGUGGCCAAGGAGGAGUGUGAGGAGAUGAAAGAGGAGGUGGAGCGGAGGGAGCGCAGCCUGGAACGACAGAUGAGCGCCGUGAGGGAGAGGGAGGAGGAGGUCGAGGAGCUGAAGGAGCGCCUGAGGCUGGCAGAGGAGCAGGAGGAGGAGGGAGCAAGGGAGUGUCAGGAGGCGAACGACAAACUGAAGCAGAAGGAGGCGAGGGAGGAGCAGCUGGAGGCGCUGCUGAAAGAAACCCGGGCGCUCCUGGAGAAAGAGAAGAGGGAGGGAGGAGAAAAAGACAACAGGAUCUCCUCACAGGCCAGGGAGCUGCAGGAGGCCCGGGCAGAGAGCGAGGGAGCGAGGAGGAGAGCCAGAGAGAGGGAGGAGGCCCGCGACAGACUGGAGGAGGAGGUGAAGGAGUGGAGGGAGAAGGCAGAGCGGAGCUUGAGGGAGGGGGCCAAAUUUAACCAUAUCCUGAAGGAUCGAGAGGAGGAGGUGCAGCAGUUGAGAGCCAUGCUGGAGGAGAGGGAGGAGGAGGAGAGAGAAAAGGAGGCACUGAGGAGAACAGAGGUGGAGAGGAGGAGGAGGCUGGACAACAAGCUGACAGAGUUGGAGGAGGAGAAGGGGAGGCUGGAGGAGAAAGUAAGGGAGGUGGAGGAGGAGCGGGAGGAGGACAGGGAGGCACUAAGGAGAGCCAGGGAGGAGUGGAGGAGGUUGGAGGACAGAUGGGAAGAGAUGGAAAGGGGGGUGCAGGAGCAAAGAGAGGUGCUGAGGAGGACAGAGGAGGAGAAGAGGAGGCUAGAAAACAAACUGAAGGAGACAGAGGAGGGGAGGAAGGGAGAUGAGGAGCUUCUGAGGAGGGUGACGGAGGAGAAGAAGAGGUUGGAGGAUGAGCUGAUAGAGAAGGAGAAAGAAAUUGAGGGACAGAGGGAGGUACUGAGGAGUAAAGAGGAGGAGAAGAUGAGGCUGAAGGAUGAAUUGAAGGAGGCUAAAGAGGAGCGAGGGAGACUCGUGGAGUCUGAGAGAGGUCAGCAACUCCUGGUGGAGGAGAGAGGGAGGUCCAGAGUGAGGGAGCUGGAGGAGGAGAAGGCAGGACUGUCGGUGGAGCUGAGGAGGAGGGAGAGGGAGGUGACAGCUCUCAGAGAGGAGGUGCAGAGGGAGAGGGAUAAGGUACAGGAGGAGCUGAGGAGGAGGAGAGAGGAGGUAUCUGUACUUAGAGAGGAGGUAAUAAGGGAACAAAGGGAGAAGGAGGAGAUAGAGGAGAAGUUGAGGAGAACUGAGAAGGAGGUGACAGCUCUCAGAGGGGAGGUGAAAAGGGAACAAAGGGAGAAGAAGGAGGCACAGGAGGAGAUGACAGUCCUCAAGGACAAGGUACAGGAGGAGCUGAGGAGGAGCGAGAGGGAGGUGUCUGUACUUAGAGAGGAGGUACAAAAGAAACAAAUGGAGAAGAAUGAGGCCCAGGAGGAGCUGAUGAAGAGGAGAGAAAAGGCGACAGCUCUCAGAGAGGAGGUGCAGAGGGAGGAGAUACAGGAGGAGCUGAGGAGGACCAAGAAUGAGUUGACAGUCAUCACAGAGGAGGUACAAAGGGAAGAAAAGGAGAAGGAGCAGGUACAAGAGAAGUUAAUGAGGACUGAGAAGGAGGUGACUGCUCUCAGAGAGGAGGUGCAGACGGAGAGGAGGCAGAGGGAAGAGAUACAGGAGGAGCUGAGGAGGAGCGAGAGGGAGGUGUCUGUACUUAGAGAGGAGGUACAAAAGAAACAAAUGGAGAAGAAUGAGGCCCAGCAGGAGCUGAUGAAGAGGAGAGAAAAGGCGACCGCUCUCAGAGAGGAGGUGCAGACGGAGAGGAGGCAGAGGGAGGAGAUACAGGAGGAGCUGAGGAGGACCGAGAAUGAGUUGACAGUCAUCACAGAGGAGGUACAAAGGGAAGAAAAGGAGAAGGAGCAGGUACAAGAGAAGUUAAUGAGGACUGAGAAGGAGGUGACUGCUCUCAGAGAGGAGGUGCAGACGGAGCGGAGGAGGCGGGAGGAGGCCCAGGAGGAGCUGAGAGGAGUGCAGCAGAGCGUGGAGGUGAUGGCGGUGAACCUGAGCUCCCUGCAGAGUCAGGUGUGUGAGCUGAGUCAGAGCAGGGAGCGAGUGAGGCAGGAGGUGAAGGAGAAGGAGGAGGAGAAGCAGCAGAUGAAGGAGGGUCUGAAGGCCGCACUGGAGGAGAUGACCAAGCUGAAACUCCUCCUGCAGGAGAGCCACGCAGACGGGGUGCGACUGAGGAGCGCCCUGAAGGAGAAGAAGGAGGAGGUGGAGAGGUUCAGAGAGGAGAGCCUGCGGGCCGUAAGGGAGGAGGUGCUACAAGAGAGGGAGGAGGUUGAGAAGGAGCGAGGGGAGUUGGAGGAGCUGAGAGCCAGAGCCCAGGCCCUGGAGAGGAGGAGGAGGGAGAUGAUGGAGGAGCUAGAGGAGGCUCGACAGGCGAAGAAGAAGGCGGGGGAGAAGAUGAGGGAGGCGGAGGAGCGGUGGAGGAGCAGAAUGGAAGAGAUGGAGGAGCAGCAGGAGGUGAAGCUGAAAGCUCUGUCGAGAGAAAUCCAGACGCUGAAGGAGAGAGAGGAGGACACGGAGAAGGAGUGGAGGUCCAGGGUGGAGGAGGCAAGGAGGGAGGUGGAGAAGAGCCGGGCCGAGCUGAGCCAGGUCAGAGCCACGGCGGCCAUGUUGGAGGAGCAGAAAACACAGAUCUCCUCACUGGCUGCUGAGAGAGAGGAGGAGACAGACGGACAGAGGAGGACGAGAGACCAAAAGACAGACGACAAGGAGAAAGGAGAAGGAGAGCAGGAGGAGGAGCAGAUGUCCCUGCUGCAGGAGAAACAGGAGCUCAGGAGGCUGCUGAGGCACAGAGAAGCUGAGGUGUACACUCUGACUCAGAGGACGGAGGAGCUGGAGAAAGACAGGGAUCGUGUCCGAUUGGCUCUGGAGCGAACUGAGGCAGCUAUGAUUGGCUACAGGGAGAGAGCCCACCAACAGGAGCAGAGCCCGGGGGCGGGCUCUAACCCAGACGAGCAGGGUGUGGGGGACAGACUGGUGGUCCUGCAGCGUCUCGUGGCUGAACUGGAGCUGGAACAGAAACGACUGAACAAGAAAAACUCUCAUCUGGAAAAUCAGAAAGAAAAACUGAAGAGAGACAGAAACACACUGAGAGACACACUGAGACAGGUGGAGGAGGAGCGUUCGAGGUUCAGACAGCAGCUGACUGACAGCAGCAGAUCUCAGGUGAGACACACACACACGCAUAUCUCUGUGUGCGAGUGUGUGUGUAAAGCUGUCUGGUUUUUUCAGGAGUCUGCAGACACCACAGAAGAAGAACGCCUGAGGAGCAGAGUGAGGGAGCUGGAGGACCAGGUGAGUCAGCUCCGUCUCUCAUUGGCUGUGGAUCAGCAGCAGAGGGCGGAGUUUAUCCAGCAGUCCUCCAGAAACAGCCGGUGGCUGCUCUCUCUGAGACACGACCUCACCGAUUCGCUGGCCGCCGUCACACGCCGUCCAGUCUCGUCCGUCCUGGAGUCUGAGACACAGCGAUUGGACCGCAGCCUGAGAGAGGAGGAGCUUAGGAUGUCCCUCAGCCAAUCAUAAUGUCUGAAAAAUAAAAACUCUUAACUGAAGCUUUUGACCAAAAACUUUAAACCAAAACAAGCUCAAAGACAAUCUGCCGUUUGCUGUCGCCAUGGAAACAGCCCGACGCAGGCUGCAUUCAGGAACCAGUGGGACAGUCGGCACAAACGAAGUUAUCAAAGGUCGGCACGCAGUAUGACCUCACGUUUACAGUGUGAACACGAACCGGACCACAGGUGUGACUGACACCUGAGACACACGUAGAACAGACACCGUGUCCGUGUAGUCCGUCUGUCAUGAGAUCUGGAUCCGGGUUUGUGUCGAACCUUUGGGGGGUUUCAUGUCUGUUUACUGUAGUUUUAUCCACAGAACAAAGCACAGCUCCUGCACCUCCACUGGUAAAGGUGUGUUUUGUGUGGUAUUGGUACUGAAGUGAAGUCUCUGAAUACUUCUGCCCCCACUGCCGUCCGCACAAACCAGUUCACCAGACCAGUUAGAUUUUUUAACUGUUUGAAACCCGAGCAACCAGUUUCAGUUUCACCACGUGAGGUCCUCAUGUCCAGUUAUUGAUCAGUUAUUAUCAUAAAACUUCCUGAGUUAUUUAUUCUUCUGUAUUUAUAUUUUCAUUCCUGUCAGACUCCUGAGCCGUGAAACACUACGUUUCCCAUGAUCCUCCAGUCUGAGCUGUGAGUCUGGCUCAUAUGAAGGUCAGAGGUCAGCUGCGUGUUUGUGUAAAGUUCAAUAAAACCAAAGUUUUGAUCUUUAA
Siniperca chuatsi (mandarin fish) is the source of this 8523-nucleotide messenger RNA. Its product is annotated as trichohyalin. Bases 921 to 7778 code for a protein of 2285 amino acids. The transcript is spliced from 26 exons. The record is from RefSeq and is a predicted model, not a curated record. NCBI's taxonomy places the organism in Eukaryota, Metazoa, Chordata, Actinopteri, Centrarchiformes, Sinipercidae.